GUUUUGAAGUUGAUGUAGAUGAUGAAGUUUUUGAUGCGGUUGCGGUUGGUAAUGUUACUGAAGUUGAUAACACUGAUGUAGUUGGUAACGCUAAUGCAGUUGGUAACGCUGAUGUAGUUGGUAAUGUUGACAUGGGUGGAGAAGAAUCUUGUGCCAACAGACUUGGUAUAAUAGUAUCAAUUUUAAUUUUUGAUAGAUCAAUGGCUGGCAGACUAGUCGAAGGUUUGACGCUAAAUAAACUCGUGUUUAGAAAUACGACAAAAAUUGUCAAUGCAAGAACUAAAGAUACAAAUGAUAACGAGAACCGCCAAAAAAUAAACAUUUUAUUAGCUUGA
This is a messenger RNA of Racocetra persica, 335 nucleotides long. The record is from the annotation of a GenBank genome assembly. NCBI's taxonomy places the organism in Eukaryota, Fungi, Glomeromycota, Glomeromycetes, Diversisporales, Gigasporaceae.